Messenger RNA from Salvelinus sp. IW2-2015, 1503 nucleotides. Its product is annotated as zinc finger protein 391-like. Gene Ontology annotation, molecular function: RNA polymerase II cis-regulatory region sequence-specific DNA binding; DNA-binding transcription repressor activity, RNA polymerase II-specific. Gene Ontology annotation, cellular component: nucleoplasm. The record is from RefSeq and is a predicted model, not a curated record. Lineage: Eukaryota; Metazoa; Chordata; Actinopteri; Salmoniformes; Salmonidae. Gene Ontology annotation, biological process: regulation of transcription by RNA polymerase II.
CGUUUCCUCCCUCCAGACAGCAGAUGGCGAUAUGUGUCUUUCAGGCGAUGUUUCCAGUGUGACGUAUAAUCUAGUGGACGGAACGCUUCUUCAACAACUGCAGCCACCUCGGUAGCUCGCUAGCCAACAAAGUCGGAACAUUACAUAUAUUUAGACAUUUUCGUGGUUUAUUUGACGCUAUGAUUUAAACAUACUUAUGUGUAAACAACUAGCUACCCCAUUUAAUUAUAUAUUUACAUUGUUUGUCAGCUAGCUGGUUUGCUAAGUUAGCUUAGAACUAGGCUAGUCGCUAAUGCUAGCAAGCUAACAUCCCCGACCAUGAGUUCACUAAGCUACUCUCCUCCUGAUAAAGAAGAGGUCUGCUGGACGGAGAAAGAAGCUUUCGUGAAAGAGGAGGAGGAAGAGAAGGCUGUUACAAUACAAAUACAAGUAGAAGGUGAGACUGUUACCGUGAAAGAAGAGGAAGACGUUUCAGUUAAAGAAGAGGAGGAAGAUUCCGUUUUUGGAGUGGAGGAGGUUACUGUGAAAGAAGAUGAAGACGUUUUUGGAAUGAAGGAAGAAGAGGGGGAGAUUACUGUCACAUUAGAGGAGGAUGAAGAAGAGAAGACUGGAGAACUGAUUAACACCAGAGAGAGACGUGACUAUCGUGGAUCCUCUGGGGAGCCUCAACAACAUCAUGAUGCUGACAGGGCAGAGAAGAGUCUCUCCACAUCAGAACACCUCAGUAAACACCUGCGGAGAUCCACAAGGAAGAGAACUCACUGCUGCUCUGAUUGUGGGAAAUGUUUAAAAUCUUCAUCAGAACUUAAAAUGCACCUGAGAAAUCACACGGGAGAGAAACCUUACUGCUGCUCUGUCUGUGGGAAGAGUUUUACUCUGUCAACCCGCCUGAUAUCACACCAGAGAACACACACAAGAGAGAAACCUUAUAGCUGUGAUCAAUGUGGAAAGAGUUUUCCUCUGGUAUUGAACCUGAUAUCACACCAGAGAACACACACAGGAAAGAAAUCUUAUAGCUGUGAUGCAUGUGGGAAGAGUUUUCCUCUAGUAAGAAACCUGAUAUCACACCAGAGAACACACACAAGAGAGAAACCUUAUAGCUGUGAUCAAUGUGAGAAGAGUUUUCCUAAGUCUAGCUAUCUAACUAGACACCAGAGAACACACACAGGAGAGAAAUCUUAUCACUGUACUCAAUGUGGGAAGAGUUUUGCUCGUUCUAGCUGUUUGAAGAGACACCAACAAACACACACAGGAGAGAAACCUUUUAGCUGUAAUCAAUGUGGAAAGAGUUUUACCCAGUCAAGAAGCCUGAUAUCACAUCAGAGAACACACACAGGAGAGAAACAAGAGAAACCAUAUAGCUGUACUCAAUGUGGGAAGAGUUUUGUUCGUUCUAGCAGUCUGAAGGUACACGGUAGAACACACACAGGAGAGAAACCUCAUAGCUGUGAUCAGUGUGACAAGAGAUACUCUGAUAAAAGAUAUCUGAUCAAACAUCAGAAA